Messenger RNA from Carlito syrichta (Philippine tarsier), 753 nucleotides. RefSeq names its product O-6-methylguanine-DNA methyltransferase (gene MGMT). Lineage: Eukaryota; Metazoa; Chordata; Mammalia; Primates; Tarsiidae. The record is from RefSeq and is a predicted model, not a curated record. Gene Ontology annotation, molecular function: methylated-DNA-[protein]-cysteine S-methyltransferase activity. The transcript is spliced from 4 exons. Gene Ontology annotation, cellular component: nucleus. Gene Ontology annotation, biological process: DNA repair. Bases 8 to 643 code for a protein of 211 amino acids.
UGGCAGAAUGGACAAGACCUGCGAAAUGAAGCACAGGAUGUUGGACAGCCCUUUGGGGAAGAUAGAGCUCUCUGGUUGUGAACAAGGUCUGCAUUGCAUAAGGAUCCACGGCAGGAAGGCGUCUGACGCGGGUGCCAUGACAGCCUCCGCUCCCCCCGAGGCCCUCGGCGGUCCAGAGGGAACGACCGUGCCCCUGACGCAGUGCGCAGCCUGGCUGGAUGCCUAUUUCCACGAGCCCGAGGCCAUCAAGGAGCUCCCUGUGCCAGCUCUUCACCACCCCAUUUUCCAGCAAGAGUCGUUCACCAGACAGGUGUUAUGGAAGCUGCUGAAGGCUGUGAAAUUCGGAGAAAUGGUUUCUUACCAGCAAUUAGCAGCCCUGGCAGGCAACCCCAAAGCAGCGCGGGCAGUGGGAGGAGCCAUGCGAAGCAAUCCCGUGCCCAUCCUCAUCCCAUGCCAUCGAGUGGUCUGCAGCAGCGGAGCUGUGGGCAACUACACCGGGGGACCGGCCGUGAAGAAGUGGCUUCUGGCCCACGAAGGCAGCCAGGCGGGGAAGCCAGCCCGGGGAGGGAGCCCGGGUCCAGCGGGAGCCUGGCUCAAGACAGCAGCGGGCACUGCCAGCUCCCAGCGUGCUGGCCGAAACUGAGUGUGAGUGUGUGUGGUAGGCGUGAGCACCUGAGUGACACACAAAUGCGAUACCACAUCAGAAGUGGAAUAUGGGAGCCGUGGCUACAUUAAAAAAUCUGCCCUGGGGAA